This is a messenger RNA of Phycomyces blakesleeanus NRRL 1555(-), 714 nucleotides long. RefSeq lists its product as hypothetical. The coding region runs from base 1 to 714 and encodes 237 amino acids. NCBI's taxonomy places the organism in Eukaryota, Fungi, Mucoromycota, Mucoromycetes, Mucorales, Phycomycetaceae. The record is from RefSeq and is a predicted model, not a curated record. The transcript is spliced from 7 exons.
AUGGCUUUGUUACAGCUCGAGCAUAUUUUAUGGGAUAAAGCUCCUGCUGUUGUAUUGAACUUCAAACACAUCCCUAACCUAUCUCGACAUGAUAUCCCAAUUUCUGAUAGGUUUACUGGUGUUAUUCAAGCUGAAAGUACCAUAACAGAAAACGAAUAUGUUUCGGAGGGUCAGCAUAUGAGACAAAUGCUGCAAAGUUCUAGAGGAAUAACACUAAGAAGAAGAAAAGAUGGAUCGUUUGACCUGGAUAUCGCCAGAUAUUUCUCAAGGAUGACAGUUAAAAACGGGCAUGGUGGUACAAGAGUGAUAUCAUCUUUGGGUACUAUUGAUCCAGUGCGACGGUUCACAGAAUCAUAUCAACAAAGUCCGUGUUUACAACGAGGGGGUGUUUUAAAAGGUUUAAAAUUAGCUAACACUAUAGGAAAUGGAAGAAUUUAUAACUCUGAACUCGUAGGCAAUAUACGGGUUCUUAUAUCAUUUACAAACCCAUAUAUUGCCUAUGAGUUCAGAGUUAUAAAUUCUUCCAACAGCAUGUCAGCUUUUAGUAAAUUAAAAUUAUUUUCACCAAAUACUAUUUAUGAGAUUUCAGAUUAUUACGCAUCUAAUCCAAUCAAAUACUUUAAACAUGACAGUGUAAUGAAAUCUAAUGUAGCCCGGGUUCAGAGGGGUUUGUUACCGAAUGGAGACCUUUGGGCACUUGGAUUUUCGACCUAA